This is a messenger RNA of Brassica napus (rape), 4325 nucleotides long. Its product is annotated as scarecrow-like protein 26. The transcript has a single exon. Gene Ontology annotation, biological process: regulation of DNA-templated transcription. The record is from RefSeq and is a predicted model, not a curated record. Gene Ontology annotation, molecular function: DNA-binding transcription factor activity; sequence-specific DNA binding. The coding region runs from base 2778 to 4271 and encodes 497 amino acids. Lineage: Eukaryota; Viridiplantae; Streptophyta; Magnoliopsida; Brassicales; Brassicaceae. Gene Ontology annotation, cellular component: nucleus.
UUUUACUAACCAAAUACCGAAAAAACCGAACCGAACCGAAACCAACCCGAUAUCCGGAUUGAACACCCGUAAUCCAAAUGAAGCCAAACUAUUGUUUCAUUCUCCAAAAUAUAAUAAAAAUAAUAACUUAAUCCCGCGCAAGGCGCGGGUCUUAUCCUAGUUAUUAAAUAUUUUGAGAAAAUGAUCUUUUACUUUUUUUAAUAUAUGUGUCUAGAUGUAUCCUGAAUGAUUAUGGAUAUGAAUAGAAAAAUCUUUUUUUACAUUAUAUAGAAAAGCUGCAAACAUAUUUUCACUUGGAUUAUAUUGUAGGAUCUGGUUAUAAUUGUAGGAUUUGGUUAUAACAAUAUAAUAAGUACUGUUAUAUAUAUAUUAUAUAAAUUUGAUUAAGGGAGAAAGUUUGAGUGUGACCACCUGAUUGGAUUGCAUCACUGCUUCUGUCACUUGUUGGAAAAAAAAAAAACUUGUCUUGCGAGGUAAAUUAUGUUGCGUGUUUUAGUGUACAAUAAGAUUAGUCAAAGUGUUUUUGAAAUUGUGAAAGAAGUUCGUAAAAAUUACUCCAUCCAUUUCAUAAAAUUACAUAUUUUUUUAAAAAAUAUUUUUUUUUUGUAUUUUCAAUGUAUAUUUUAUUAAAUACCAAUGAUUAAUUAAAAAUUUCAUAAAACUUUCACUUUUUGAUUCCUACUAGUUUAUAAUUAUGGGAAAAAGAUAAUCGUAUAAAAAUUAUGCAUUAUUAAAUAUUUUAUUAAUAUGUGUAAAAAAUCUAAAAUAUGCAUAAUAUUGAAAUAGAAGAAAUAAAAACUCUCAUCACUCUUACCCGGAUCUCACCGUGGAUUCCCUUAUUCAUUCGGAAUCCCGUACAUGGAAUCUAUCGGCAAUAAGAACCUUGGUUGACCCGGAAGAUAUUAAAAUCAUUACAAGUAUUCCUUUGAGUAGAAAUCAGAUGGAAGAUAGGAAUGAGUGACAUUUUACCAACAAUAGAAAAUACACGGUACAAUAUGGGUACCAAGUGGAACGUGUCUAUCCAGAUAAGGAAAAACCACCGAAAUUUUAUGGACCCACAGUUGAUGUCCUUAAAGUCUACUGCUGGAAAUUAAAGUGUCCUCCAAAGAUAAGGCAUUUCUUAUGGCAGCUGCUUUCUGGUUAUAUAGCGGCUAUGAAGAACCUAAAUGCAAGAGGAAUACAAAGAGAUACAUUUUGUUCACGUUGUGGAGAUCAGGAAGAAUCGAUAAACCAUGUGUUUUUUGACUGCCCUCCAGCACGACAGGUGUGGGCUUUAUCUAAGAUACCGUCGAAUCCGAAUAUUUUCCCUAUAGGUUCUUUCUUUGCUAAUAUGGACCAUCUUUUUUGGAGAGUUAAUCCAAAGAUGGAUGACCUUCAGGUUGUAUGGAUCUUAUGGUAUAUUUGGAAAGGUCGGAAUAAUAAGGUGUUUAGCAAUAUUGACGUUGAUCCGAGGGAUACCCUUAAGAUGGCCGAAUUGGAAUCAACACUUUAGGUUGAGGCCCAGAUUUUAAAGAAUCAGCGAGUGGUACAGGAUAUACAGAAUAGUUCCAUUCAAACGAAUACAGGACAAUGGUGUUUUAUAGACGGAUCCUGGAAAGAUAAGGUUGUGUUCUCAGGGCAAGGAUGGUUUAGUACUUUACCAGGCUUUGAUGGUUUGUUAGGGGUACGAAAUAUACGUGCAUGUCUAUAACCUCUCCAUUUGGAGGUGGAGGCGUUGAUAUGGACAAUGGAAUGCAUGAGGAAUUUACGAUAAUUUCAGGUUACGUUUGCAACGGAUUGUUCUCAGUUUAUGAAGAUGGUUUCGGAAUCCGAGGAAUGGCCUGCAUUUGGAACUUAUUUGGAAGACAUCAAGCUUUUGAGAAGCAACUUUCUCAACUCAGAAAUCGUUCAUGUACCAAGGGCGGCAAACCAAAAAGCGGAUAGCUUAGCAUGCAAUGCUCGGCAUCAACCGUCUUUCGUCGUACAUAUGGAUGCAGAGUUUCCAAUUUGGUUUACAGAGUAUGUGAAUGGUUUGCUGUCAAAAAAAAAAAUUGAAACAGAAGAAAUAUUAAUUAUUUUAAUGAUGUUGAUGUCUCUUGAAUUAUUUGAGUAGUUGAUUUAAAAUUAUUGAAGCUAAACCAAGUCUCAACAAUUUUUUGUUUUGUUCUGUUUGGUUCACCAAGUUCUCUUCUCAGCAAUUGUGGCGAUAUGCAUUUUCAUAAUAUUUUAAUUAGUCACCAAUUAGGUUUCAUUGGAGGUUGAUGAUUUUGUUUAAACUAUAUAAACAUUGAUUAGUAUUGAAGUUUGACAACUAUAUGACUUCCUAAGGACUUAUAAUUUGUAAACUAAGACAAACUAACAUUUGUGAUUUGUAUACGAACACAGACUAGUGUUGACAAAAAAGACGAACACAAACUAGCUACAAAAGUACAAUCUUUGACAUAAUUAUCGGAUUUUUGUAUACCGUGCAUUUUACACUUAGGAAUAUAUCAAUGUUGGCAAUAACACAAUCAUCCAUAUAUAAUUAAAUGUUACUUUAUAACUGAAACUGAAAAGAGUUUGAAAGCAAAAGGAAAAAAAACUUGUAAAAACUGAAAAGAGUUAUUAGGCUAACAAUUCUCACUUAUUUUAUUUGUUAGCCAUUUGAUCAUUGUGGUCCUGCUGCAUUUUCGAUGGACCACAAGUUGUUCACCGAAAGGGGACCAUCUAUUUAGAUUUGACUUUAAAGAUUUUCCUCAAAAUAUAAAACAUAUGUUCUAUUGGUUUUCACUAUAUGUCCGUACACUCCCUAUAUAACUAUGCACUUCCCAUUUUUCUUUAUUACCUCCAUGACCAUGAAUCCUCCCUAUGAUGAUUUCCCUAAUCUCUUAUUCUCUAACAACACAGCCACUAGCACCUCCUCCUGUGUGGAGCAACAUGAUGGCAUCAUCUCUCUUGAUAUGGAUUGGGAUUGUGACUUCCACGAUCUCAUUGAAUCUAUGAUGAGUGAUAAAGGAGCCACAACAGAAUCUCCUCCAAUGCUGCCUUGUUACCAUGGCCAAGAGGGAAUUCUAAACUCUUCAUCCACAGGUUUGUCCAUGGCUGAUGAGCUUGAUCAUGAUGUAGAGGCAGAUGAAUCAAAGGGAUUGAGGUUGGUUCACUUACUGGUGGCUGCUGCAGAUGCAUCAAUUGGCGCCGACAAAACCCGAGAGCUAACUCGGGUCUUACUUGCAAAGCUAAAGGAUAUGACUUCAACCAAUGACCGAACCAACAUGGAGAGAUUAGCUGCUCACUUCACCAAUGGCCUCUCAAAGUUGCACAAAGAAGCCAAUGUUCAACGGCAGUAUGGUCCCCACCAACACCCUGAUGUUCAUGACCGGGUGGACGUGAUGUUGGCGUUCCAAAUGCUGCAGAAUAUGUCUCCUUACAUCAACUUUGGUUACCUAACCGCCACACAGGCUAUUCUUGAAGCUGUACAGUAUGAGCGGCGAAUCCAUAUUGUGGACUACGAUAUCACAGAUGGUGUUCAAUGGCCCUCCUUGAUGCAGGCCUUGGUGUCCAGAAGUACAGGUCCUUCGGCCCAACAUCUCAGGAUCACGGCUUUGUCACGCGCCACAAACGGUAAAAAAUCAGUUGCUGCCGUCCAAGAGGCUGGACGUCGUCUAACCGCGUUCGCGGAAUCCAUAGGGCAGCCUUUCUCUUACCACCAUUGUAGAAUGGACAGCGACACAUUCAACCCAUCGUCCUUAAAGCUUGUUAGAGGAGAAGCAGUGGUGAUCAAUUGUGUGUUGCAUCUCCCUCGGUUUAGUCACCAACCACCCAAUUCCAUUAUUUCCUUUUUAUCGGAAGCUAAAACACUAAAUCCGAAACUUGUAACGCUUGUUCACGAAGAAGUUGGUCUAGUGGGAAACCAAGGCUUCCUUUAUCGGUUUAUGGACUUGCUACAUCAGUUUUCAGCCAUAUUCGACUCCCUAGAGGCGGGCCCAGCUCGUGGAUUUGUUGAGCGUGUUAUUUUUGGACCUUGGGUUUCGGGUUGGUUGACACGUAUAGCUAUUACUGCUGAGGUGGAGAGUUUUGCUUCAUGGCCGCUGUGGUUAGCUACUAAUGGGUUUAAACCUGUGGAAGUCAGCUUUGCCAACCGUUGUCAAGCGAAGCUCCUUUUAAGCUUGUUUAACGAUGGCUAUGGAGUGGAAGAAUUAGGCCAAAACGGGCUCGUUUUGGGAUGGAAAUCCCGACGUCUUGUAUCGGCCUCUUUUUGGGCCUCGUGCGAGUCGAGUGAGCAAGAUUCUCUACAUAAUACCAUACAUACAUGAGUUGUAUAUGAAGACAUUAAUUAUGUAAAUAUCAAAAAUCUUUUUUUUUGUGAA